Messenger RNA from Colletotrichum navitas, 1371 nucleotides. RefSeq names its product carbamoyl-phosphate synthase. Gene Ontology annotation, biological process: L-glutamine metabolic process; L-arginine biosynthetic process; 'de novo' pyrimidine nucleobase biosynthetic process. Bases 1 to 1371 code for a protein of 456 amino acids. The record is from RefSeq and is a predicted model, not a curated record. The transcript has 2 exons. Gene Ontology annotation, molecular function: carbamoyl-phosphate synthase (glutamine-hydrolyzing) activity. NCBI's taxonomy places the organism in Eukaryota, Fungi, Ascomycota, Sordariomycetes, Glomerellales, Glomerellaceae. Gene Ontology annotation, cellular component: cytoplasm; carbamoyl-phosphate synthase complex.
AUGUUCUCCCGAUUGGCUGCCUUCUCCAAGCCCGCGGCCAAGGGUGCCGCCGGGUUGAGCUCCGGCCUCCGAGUUCAGACCCGAUUCCUCUCCGGCCAGGCCGCUGGCAGCAAGGGCCGCAAGAUGCCAGUUACCCAGACUCGCGCCACCAGCCCCGUCAGCAACCUCGACGCCACCCUCACUAUCCGAGAUGGCCCUGUCUUCUCCGGCCGUGCUUUCGGAGCCAAUUCAAACAUCUCUGGCGAGGCCGUCUUUACCACCUCCCUCGUGGGAUACCCCGAGUCCAUGACCGACCCCUCGUACCGCGGCCAGAUUCUGGUCUUCACCCAACCCCUGAUUGGCAACUACGGCGUGCCCUCCAACCAGAGGGACCAGUGGAACCUCCUCAAGUACUUCGAGUCCCCUCACAUCCAGUGUGCCGGUGUUGUCGUUGCCGACGUCGCAGAGCAGUACAGCCACUGGACCGCCGUCGAGAGCCUGGGCAACUGGUGCGCCCGUGAGGGUGUGCCCGCCAUCUCGGGCGUCGACACUCGUGAGAUCGUUACCUACCUCCGUGAGCAGGGUUCUUCCCUCGCUAGGAUCUCCAUUGGCGACGAGUACGACGCCGAUGAGGACGAGAGCUUCAUCGACCCUGGCGCCAUCAACCUGGUCAAGCGCGUCAGCACAAAGGCUCCCUUCGUGGUCGAGUCCCCCGGCGCCCGUUUCCACGUUGCCCUGAUCGACUGCGGUGUCAAGGAGAACAUCCUCCGCAGCCUCGUCAGCCGUGGCGCCUCCGUCACCGUCUUCCCCUACAACUACCCCAUCCACAAGGUUGCCAACAACUUUGACGGUGUCUUCAUCUCCAACGGCCCCGGUGACCCGACCCAUUGCCAGGAGACCAUCUACAACCUCGCUCGCCUCAUGGAAUCCUCCCCCGUCCCCAUCAUGGGAAUCUGCCUCGGCCACCAGCUUCUCGCCCUGGCUGUUGGUGCCCGCACCAUCAAGCUCAAGUACGGCAACCGCGCACACAACAUUCCCGCCCUCGACUUGACCACCGGCCAGUGCCACAUCACCAGCCAGAACCACGGCUACGCCGUUGACUCGUCGACCCUCCCCAGCGAGUUCAAGGAGUACUUUGUCAACCUUAACGACGGCUCCAACGAGGGCAUGAUGCACAAGACCCGCCCCAUCUUCUCUACUCAGUUCCACCCUGAGGCCAAGGGCGGCCCGAUGGAUAGCUCAUACCUCUUCGACAAGUACCUCGAGAACGUCCAGCUUUUCAAGGACAGCGAGAAGAUCUUCAAGGACAACCGCCCUACCCAGCUCAUGCUCGACAUUCUCGGCAGGGAGCGUGUCGGCGUCGAGCCCACCACCCUCGCCGCGGCCGCCUGA